AUGGCGGGCCAGGCGCCGGUGGGUACGACCACCACUUCGAUUACCACGACGGCCCCGCAAGAAGCGUAUACUGCUACGACAAAGACAACCAGUAUUCAAUAUACCGGGGAGAGCAGCCAGCGUUAUGUACCGCUUGGUACUCAGCCCGUGAUGGCAUAUCCCCAUAAUGUGAGGUGCAUGUACGACCCGAAUUUGGUCCCGGCGUUUGUUGCCCCCCCGCGAAUUUCCGUAUCACCUGGAUAUACUCCUAACUGGCCUAAUCAGCCGAUGAAUCAACCGGUAGAACUCAAUAACCGUCCGAACAUGGUCCCGGGAGCCCCUAGGUACUAA
This is a messenger RNA of Gregarina niphandrodes, 330 nucleotides long. RefSeq lists its product as hypothetical. The transcript has a single exon. NCBI's taxonomy places the organism in Eukaryota, Apicomplexa, Conoidasida, Eugregarinorida, Gregarinidae. Bases 1 to 330 code for a protein of 109 amino acids. The record is from RefSeq and is a predicted model, not a curated record.